This is a messenger RNA of Anastrepha obliqua, 1363 nucleotides long. It is a transcript of the gene Fer2LCH, whose product is annotated as soma ferritin. Gene Ontology annotation, biological process: iron ion transport; intracellular iron ion homeostasis. Gene Ontology annotation, cellular component: cytoplasm. NCBI's taxonomy places the organism in Eukaryota, Metazoa, Arthropoda, Insecta, Diptera, Tephritidae. Gene Ontology annotation, molecular function: ferric iron binding; ferrous iron binding. Bases 211 to 882 code for a protein of 223 amino acids. The record is from RefSeq and is a predicted model, not a curated record. The transcript is spliced from 3 exons.
ACAGGCAUUAUAAACGACAGUUGGAAAAUUUCAUUUCAUUGAAACACAUCUGUGGCGUUAAUAUAUAUACGCAGAACAAAGUAAAAACCAAGAGAGCAUAUAAUCGAAAUUAAGUGAAACUAAACACUGCACUAAAUUAUACUGAACAAGUUGACAUCUUUUGUAAGCCAUUGUCAAUUAUUAGGGUAAAAUACUCAGAAAACGAAAGAAAUGAAGUCCUUUAUUGCGGUCGCUCUGUUUGCGGGCAUAAUUGCUUUGGCAAAGGCUGAUGAUUACGGUUGCCACAAAAAUGUAACGUUUGGCUGCAGCAACAGUAUUUUAAAUCCGGUGGUGUGCCAUUCCCGUUAUGGUGGCAUUGAUAACAUUGAAUCCGGCCUCCAAUCUUACAUUAACUUGAAUCUGCACAAGUCCUACCAAUACCUAUUGAUGUCCACCUUCUACAAUUCCUACCAAAAAAAUCGUCCUGGUUUCCAGAAGCUCUACAAAGAAAUGUCGGACCGCUCCUUCGACGAUGCCAUUGAGCUGAUUAAGCAGGUCACGCGCCGUGGCGGUCAAGUUGACUUCCGUGCCAUUAGCCAACACCCCAACUCGAUUGCACAGAGCAACCUGAAAUUGGAAGAGGAUGAAUUGCACUCAUUGGGCAUCGCUUUGGACGUUGAGAAGACUUUGACCGAAGGUGCCUACCAUCUGCACCUCGAAUCCACACACGGACGGCCACACGAUCCUCAAACCGCUCACUUUGUGGAAGAGAAAUUCCUCGAGAGACAGGUUGACUCCGUCCGCAAGGUUUCUGGCUACGUUAACGACUUGUCAAAGAUCAUGAACCAACGCGAUCCCUCUUUGGGCAUCUACCUUUUCGACCAGUACUUGGAGAAGCAGUAAACAGCAAUGCAGCAGUAAAAAUCACGCACGGGCUCACAUGUUUGGAGUUGAAGUUGUGAAGUUCGUGCGAGAAACCUGCCCACAUAUAUCCUUCGUUAAGACACUAUACGUAUUUCUGUCAUAGCAUACAAACAAAACAAAAAUCAGCAAUGUAAUUAAAUUUAAAGAAAAAUAUAAAUUCCAAUUGAGCGCAUUUGCAUAGUUUUUGGCAGGCGCUUCUUCAAAAAUCUUCAAACAUUUAGUAUUAAAAACAAGUGCUAUAAUAAAUUUUGUAUUCUGCAUUCUUAUUACAUAAACACAUGAAAUUGAAAUUUUUUCUAAUGAAUUACUAUUAAACAAUUGAAUGUUAUAUUUAACUAAACGUAGGCCAUGUUUAUUUAUUUCCUGCUACUAAAUUGUGCUACUUGGUGCAAGAAAGAGUGUAAAAGCAUACCAAACAUACAAACAAAUUAAUAAACAUGCGAGCUACUAAAAAACUCAA